Manis pentadactyla (Chinese pangolin) is the source of this 6294-nucleotide messenger RNA. RefSeq names its product SH3 and PX domains 2A (gene SH3PXD2A). NCBI's taxonomy places the organism in Eukaryota, Metazoa, Chordata, Mammalia, Pholidota, Manidae. The transcript is spliced from 8 exons. The record is from RefSeq and is a predicted model, not a curated record. Gene Ontology annotation, molecular function: superoxide-generating NADPH oxidase activator activity; protein binding; phosphatidylinositol binding. Gene Ontology annotation, biological process: superoxide anion generation. Bases 1274 to 4861 code for a protein of 1195 amino acids.
UGGUUGGAGCCUGCAGCAUAGAAAGACCCAAAGAUCUAAGUAGUGCUUCUUGGUCCUGGUUGUGCUUGAGAACCUCAGGGGAGGAGGAGGUGUCUAAAAAACUCAGCAGACCAAUUAAAUCUGGAUGUCUGGGGGUGGGGCCCAGGCAUCAGUAUUUUUUAGAAGCUCUCCAGGCUAUUUUGUGGGACCAAGUUGAGGAUCAUUGUGCUAGAAGAAUGGGACGUCUCAAACAGAAAUCAGAGGCAUUCUGUAAUGGAAAGAGAGAUGGGCUUGAACCUAAAACACUGGGUGAAUUUGUUCUCUGAAUAUAGCUGUGUGAGCUGGGGCAAGCCUUGUGCCCUCUCAGGGCCUCUGAGUUAUCUUUUGUGAAAUGGGAAGGUAAGAAGGUUGCUGUGAGGUUAAAAUAGGACAGUGUACAUGCCUGGUACAGAACACUGGCCAAGUUAGACUAGUCAUGUAGGGAAUGUUGCAGCAGGCUGAAGCAGCAAGGGGGCUGUGUGGAUCCUAGGGACCCUCUCAGCCAUUUCUCUAGCCAAGCUGGUUGUGUGAAACCCCUAGCCUUCCAGGAGAUUGGUAGAUAGAUAGAGUGGUACACUAAGUGUACUAGGAAUUCCUUUUGGACUGGGAGUGGUCUGGGAAGGCUUCCUAUAGGAGGUGGCUGGUGGGUCUUCAGUAUGUGGAUCCUUUCAGCUCCUAGCAGGGCAUGUAUCAUCUUAGGUGUUUUGUUCCCACCUCCACCUUAGCGAUGAUGACGAUAAUAGUGAGGCAUAGAGAGGUUUAAGAAGUCUGUCCACCUUCCAGCCCAGUAUUUGUUUAAUGAAUGAUGUACUGGUCCAGCGGCUGAGGAGGUUGGAGAAGUCUCCAGCCUGCCUGCCCUCCUUCCGCUGAGCCCCACCUUUUGACCCUCAAGCUCCAUGAACUGCCAGGAAAGGGUGGCCAGAGGCUUCUCGUAGGCUGACCACAAGCCCCAAUGCUUAAAGACUGAGGGAGACUGAGUCAGCUUCCACGUGGCCAGAGGGCAGCAGCCGGGCCUAGGAUUGCCACCUGGGGAAGCAGGGCCGGGAGAGCCGGCCUGAGGCCCCAGGGCUCAGGGACAGCGCUGGGGAGCCCGAGGGGCAGGCACGGGGCGGACCCUGAGGAGGGCUGGGUGGGGGGGGGGGGGCGGCAGGCUGGGCCGGCCUGCGCCCUGGCGCUGGGACUUCCUUCUAGGGUUUCAAGUAAACAGUCUCGGCCCCCCUCCCCUCCGCUGCCUCCACCCCCGGCGCCUCAUUCGAUGGGUCUCAUGUGUUUCUAUUUAAGGCUUGCGAGUAAACCCCAGCGAUUGGCGGCCUCGGACCCUCUCGACUUCUCGCCCGGCCGGGCUGCGGAGAGUCCUCCCGCUUUCUCCCGCUCCCCCGAGGGGAGGACCGCCGGCUGGCCUCCUCUGGGCUCGCCGGGCCGGGGAGAGGCAGCGGCCCUCCUCGCCUUGCCGCUCUCCCCGCGCCGCCCCGGCCUCCGCCCUCAUGGGCCGCCCGCCCGCCCACGCACGGCCCUCCCCUCGCGCCCCGGUGGGCCGGGGGGUCUGGAGAGACGGCGUCCACCCCGGGCCUCUGCUCAGACUCCCCCAUGCCGGGCUGUGACGAGCUCGUCGCAGCGGAAGGCCUUUUCCUCUGAGUUUCCUCGACCUCCGCCUCUGCCUCUGUCCCCCUCCGCCGGCCCUCCCCUCGGCCCCCCGGCUCCCCAUGUCCCCCGGUCCCCGCCGAGCAGCGGGCCGGUGUGGGGCCUUGCUAUAUGGCCUGUCCUUGGGGCCCAGCGAGCUGCGAGCCCUGGCUGCGGGCGGCCCCCCGAAGCGGCGCUGGCGACGGAGCAGCCUCCCCCGAGGCCGAUGGACAGGGGGCGCCCCGGCCGCGGGGCCAUGGCUGGCCGCUGGCUCACCGCGUGCUUUCUGCCCUCGCCAGGUGCCGACACCAACACCGAGCCCAUGAUCCUGGAGCAGUACGUGGUGGUGUCCAACUAUAAGAAGCAGGAGAACUCGGAGCUGAGCCUCCAGGCCGGGGAGGUGGUGGACGUCAUUGAGAAGAACGAGAGCGGCUGGUGGUUUGUGAGCACCUCUGAGGAGCAGGGCUGGGUCCCUGCCACCUACCUGGAGGCCCAGAAUGGUACUCGGGAUGACUCGGACCUCAACACCUCCAAGAGUGGGGAAGUGUCCAAGAGACGCAAGGCCCAUCUGCGGCGCCUGGAUCGCCGGUGGACCCUGGGCGGGGUGGUCAACAAGCAGCACAGCCGAGAGGAAAAGUACAUCACUGUGCAGCCUUACACCAGCCAGAGCAAGGACGAGAUUGGCUUUGAGAAGGGAGUCACUGUGGAGGUGAUCCGGAAGAAUUUGGAGGGCUGGUGGUACAUCAGAUACUUGGGCAAAGAGGGCUGGGCGCCAGCAUCCUAUUUGAAGAAAGCCAAGGAUGACCUGCCAGCGCGGAAGAAGAAUCUGGCAGGCCCAGUGGAGAUCAUUGGGAACAUCAUGGAGAUCAGUAACCUGCUGAACAAGAAGGCAUCCGGAGACAAGGAGACUCCACGAGCUGAAGGCGAGGGCCCCGAGGCCCCCAUCACCAAGAAAGAGAUCAGCCUGCCCAUCCUCUGCAACGCCUCCAACGGCAACGCCCUGGGGGUCCCCGAGAGGACCGUGUCCAAGCUGGCCCAGGGUUCUCCCGCUGUGGCCAGGAUUGCCCCUCAGAGGGCCCAGAUCAGCUCCCCAAACCUAAGGACAAGGCCUCCACCUCGCAGAGAAUCCAGUCUGGGGUUCCAGCUGCCGAAGCCGCCAGAGCCCCCUUCCGUUGAGGUGGAGUACUACACCAUUGCCGAAUUCCAGUCAUGCAUUUCUGAUGGAAUCAGCUUUCGCGGAGGACAGAAGGCAGAGGUCAUCGAUAAGAACUCUGGCGGCUGGUGGUACGUGCAGAUCGGUGAGAAGGAGGGCUGGGCCCCUGCAUCGUACAUUGAUAAGCGCAAGAAGCCCAACCUGAGCCGCCGUACAAGCACGCUGACCAGACCCAAGGUCCCUCCACCAGCGCCCCCCAGCAAGCCCAGGGAGGCCGAGGAGGGCCCAGCUGGUGCCAGCGAGAGCUGGGACUCCCCACUGAAACUCAGGUACGAGGAGCCCGAGUACGACAUCCCUGCCUUUGGCUUUGACUCGGAGCCGGAGCCGAGUGAGGAGCCCACGGAGGACAGCGGCGCAGGGGAUAAGCAGCCCGCGCAGCCCCACAGGCCCUCGCCUGCCUCCUCGCUGCAGCGGGCCCACUUCAGGGUUGGGGGGUCUUCGGAGGAUGUGGCUCUGGAAGAGGAAACCAUCUACGAGAACGAGGGUUUCCGGCCAUGUGUAGAGGACACUUUGUCAGCAAGAUGCUCCUCCCGGGACAGUGACUCCCCAGGGGGCUCCCCACUGUCCCUUGCCAGGAAAAACUCCCCCAAAUCAGGCUCCCCUAAAUCGUCAUCACUCCUGAAGCUCAAAGUAGAGAAGAAUGCCCAGGCAGAAUUAGGGAAGAACCACUCCUCGGCCUCCUUUUCCUCAUCCAUCACCAUCAACACCACCUGCUCCUCCUCCUCCUCCUCCUCCUCCUUGUCCAAGAACAGUGGCGACCUGAAGCCCCGUUCUGCCUCGGACGCAGGCAUCCGUGGCACUCCCAAGGUGGGGGCAAAGAAGGAUGCUGAGCUGAGGGCUGGCCUGACUUCCUGUGCCCGGGCCAAGCCAUCAGUCCGACCCAAGCCAUUCCUGAACCGAACAGAGUCCCAAAGUCAAGAGAAGAUGGACAUUAGCACUUUACGGCGCCAGCUGAGACCCACAGGCCAGCUCCGGGGUGGCCUCACAGGCUCAAAGAGCGAGGAUUCAGAGCUGCCCCCCAAGACAGCCUUUGAAGGUCCCAAUGAGGGGUCCAGGAGAGGCUCGGCUGACCUCAUCACCCUCCCAGCUACCACAUCCUCUUGUCCCACCAAAAAGGGACUGGAAGGGCAGGCCACCAACUACAGGACAUGCAGUGCCUACCAGAAGGUCCAGGACUCAGAGAUCAGCUUCCCCGCAGGCGUGGAGGUACAGGUGCUAGAGAAGCUGGAAAGCGGCUGGUGGUACGUGAGGUUUGGGGAGCUAGAGGGCUGGGCCCCUUCCCACUACUUGGUGCUCGGCGAGAAGGAGCAACCUGACCCCUCUGGCCAAGAGCCAGACACCAUAACCAGCAAGAGCAGGCAGAACGAGGGCAAGUCAGACAGCCUGGAGAAGAUCGAGAGGCGGGUCCAAGCUCUGAACACCGUCAACCAGAACAAGAGGGCCACGCCCCCCAUCCCCUCCAAGCCUCCCGGGGGCUUCAGCAAGAACUCAGCUGCCGGGGCAGUGAAGAUGAGGAACGGUGUGCGGCAGGUGGCAGUGAGGCCCCAGUCAGUGUUCGUGUCCCCACCACCCAAGGACAGCAACCUGUCCUGUGCUCUGAGGAGGAAUGAGUCGCUCACGGCCACUGAUGGCCUCCGAGGUGUCCGCCGGAAUUCCUCCUUCAGCACUGCGCGCUCAGCUGCCGCCGAGCCCAAGGGCCGCCUGGCUGAAAGGGCCCCCAGCCAGGGCUCAGACACACCUCUGCUGCCCACCCAGCGCAAUGGCAUCCCCGUGUCCCCUGUGCGCCCCAAGCCCAUUGAGAAGUCCCAGUUCAUCCACAACAACCUCAAAGAUGUGUAUGUCUCAAUUGCAGACUAUGAGGGGGAUGAGGAGACAGCAGGCUUCCAGGAGGGAGUCUCCAUGGAAGUCCUGGAGAGGAACCCCAAUGGCUGGUGGUACUGCCAGAUCCUGGAUGGGAUGAAGCCCUUCAAAGGCUGGGUACCUUCUAACUACCUGGAGAAAAAGAACUAACAGGACAGGGGUGGGGCAGCCUUAGUGUGGAUGAGCUGUGAGAUGAUGACAGAAGGGAAAGGGAAAAUGGGAGGGGUGGGGGGACAACUUUAAACCCUGCAGAAUGUGUGACCUCAGAGAUGCUCCAGCUGGAAGGUAGGGUCUGGUGGGGACCCACCCUGAGCAGGGAGGGGAAUGAGCAGGGGACCCCUGGGCCUGUGACCAGAGCAAGAGAGCUGAGCCCCACAAGGGCACCUUGGUGACUUCACUGAUGGACUCCGCACCAUUUGGGACAAGCCAUGUGGGAAGCCCCAAUUGUGCCUUGGCUGCAAAUCUGGAAAAGAUGUGGUCGUGGGGGCCUCCCAUGCCCUGCUCUUGUGUAGACCGGUUUCAGUUGCUGGCGUCUUGCCACCAAGGUAGCCUUUAUAUCACCCUAACCUGUAUUUGGGCACUGUGCUGGUUUCCCAGGGAUUGUGACCGCCCACCACAAGGGUGUGGUAGAAGACACUGCUGGCUCUGGGGCUUGGAGGCAUCUCCUGUGAGCUCAGCCUGUCCCUGGGCCAAGCCACUGUCAGUGUCAGUGAGCUGGAGAGAGAGCAGAUGCCCAGGGUCCAGGAAGGACCACCUUCCUUAGCUGUCACUGCCCCUGGCCUUGAGGAGUGAGCCUGCCCUGCCCAGGGCACCUGUGGAGGACCACCAGCCCCAGGGGUUACAGCAAGGGUGGGCGAGGCCCCAUUCUCCACAUUCUGCACUGGCUUUAUUUGGGAUAUUUCUGGGUGGCAGUUCUUUGCAUCCUUUGGGAGAGGUUUAUUGACUUGGAUCUUCUGCGUCAGGCCUUGGGUUUUGGUCUUAUUUUAGUGGCUGUUUGGGAGCCUAAGGGCCAUCAGCCUCAUGGGGGACAGUGUGGGUGGUGGAUAAGGCUCUUCUGUCUCUGGGGAGGUUGUUGGUUUUGUUUAUGUCUAACAUGCUUCCCCUCCACAAGUCAAAGUCGUUUCAUUUGGUUUCCACUAUGUGGACAGUACCUGAGCAUGGCACUUGCUGGAGGGAUUGGGGGCUGGAGAAGCCCCAGGUCCCAGGCAUGGCAAAGCAGAGACACUGCUCUUCUGGUUCUUGCCCUACCUCGGUGGGGCGGACCCUCCCCAGGAGGGAGGAGGGCAUUUUUCAGGAAACAAGGCAGUUUGCAGGCUGCUGGGUGAGCGUCAAUUCUGCAAACAUUCUCCCACUGGGCAGGACCAAAGCCUUACACGUGAACUGGGGAGAAGCAGCCAUCGCCCCCACCGAGGGCUGAGGGGACUCCAGCUGAGCAAACACGACCUCCACCCCACCGGCCUGCAAGCAAUGCCACAGUUGCCCGAGAAAAUGGAGGAUCCCCAGGCCGGGAGGUGACCUGGUCUUCCCGAGGAGCAGUGCCCCUGUGAAGAGAGAAGGGAGAGAAUAAAGUCCCUGUCAAUGUU